Molecule: messenger RNA, 641 nt
Organism: Cuscuta campestris
Lineage: Eukaryota; Viridiplantae; Streptophyta; Magnoliopsida; Solanales; Convolvulaceae
Source: the annotation of a GenBank genome assembly
AUACGGAGUAAUAUUUUUUUUUUGUUUUAAAAUUGAAGACAAUAAGAGAGUGCGUGUGGAAGAAUCCAAUGCGCCAUUCAAUGGAGGCUAGCUGUCAACACGCCAUGCGUAUAUUAUUAUUAUUACUUCACGGACGCGUUCAGCUCCUCCCCCUUUAAAUUAAGUUAAGUUUCCUCAUCAUAUAUCUAUACAAAUUUUUAUUCCUCUAACCUUUUAAUUAAUUACCUUUCAUAUUAUAUGGCUACUAGGGUGGAGCUUAAGGUAAACAUUCACUGCCAAGAAUGCACAAAGAAAAUCUUGAAAGCCAUCAAGAAAAUCCAUGAUCUCGAAACAUACGACGUAGACACAAAGGAAAACAAGGUGAUCGUGACUGGGAAUGUGACAAGUGAUGAAGUGAUCAAAGUUCUUGGUCGGAUUGGGAAGGAGGCAACCCUGCUUAAUUAAACCCAGUUCUUAUGUGGUUAAUUACUAUCUAGCCCAUUCUCCAAUUUUGAAGAUGAAUUAAUCUAUUAAUACUAAUAAAAUGUAGGAAUUGAUUAUAAAAUAGGGUAUUUUAUUAUACGGAGUACUAUCUUCACCCCCAGAAUAUUUAUGUAGUUUUAAUUUUGUAUAGUCUAAAUUAAUGAACUUUGAUCAUUAAU